This is a messenger RNA of Labrus mixtus (cuckoo wrasse), 10342 nucleotides long. Its product is annotated as piezo-type mechanosensitive ion channel component 2-like. The record is from RefSeq and is a predicted model, not a curated record. Gene Ontology annotation, molecular function: monoatomic cation channel activity; mechanosensitive monoatomic ion channel activity. Gene Ontology annotation, cellular component: plasma membrane. The transcript has 56 exons. Bases 73 to 8334 code for a protein of 2753 amino acids. Lineage: Eukaryota; Metazoa; Chordata; Actinopteri; Labriformes; Labridae. Gene Ontology annotation, biological process: cellular response to mechanical stimulus; detection of mechanical stimulus; regulation of membrane potential.
AAGAUUCAGUUUAUUCCGUUUGCGUCUUCUUUGUAUUGUUAUUUUUUGUAUUUGACAUCUUUGAAAACGUUGAUGAUUUCUUGGUUCAGAUGUUGUCUUGAUGACCUGACGAUCAUCGAUGGUUUCACUGAUUCAUUGAUUUGUGUUUUCACAGCGUGUGUGUUGCGUUUUAAUGGAUUCUCUCUGGUGUACGUCCUCCUGCUGCUGCUGCUGCCACUGCUACCUGACGCCUCCCCCUCCUCAGGAACCAAUACUGACCCCUCCCCCUCCACAGGUAACGUGUGUCACUGUGUGAUGGCGCUGUGUGUCUCCAGCUUUCUCUUCCUGUUGCUGCAGUCAUUCUUUCAGCUGACGACCCUGAGCCUCCAGCCCGUGUCGAACUGUACUUCAUGGCAGAAAACUCUCAGUCAGCUGGGCCUCCUGAGUUUCACAGGAAGUGAUGCAGGGUCUGCAGUGAGACAGCUGUUUCCAGAUGUCGGCGUGCUGGUCAUCAGUUUGCUGACGUGGAGGCUGAUUGUGAAACUAAACACCAACACACACAUGCAGCCUCAGCUGGACUUCCAGCAGAAGCUGGAGGAGGAUGAGGAGGAGGAAGAGGAUGAGCUGAUGUUUGAGGAGGACUCUGUGCUUAGUGAAGAAGAGGAGGAGGAGAAAUGCAGAAGAAACUGGGUUUUGUUUGAACUGGAGUUACUGAUUUGUAAAACCAGGAAGAUGAUUGGAAACAUGACGAUGGCGGGAGGGAAAGUCCUUCUGACGGUCUUACUAGGAAUCACAGGCAUUGUCUUCCCCUCCCUAUCCUCCCUCCUCUACCUUCUUUGUUUCCAGGUGUUGUGUACCUGCUGGGCAUGGUCAGGUCAGGUCCCAACAUUACUCUUCAGGUGUGUGUCUGUGAUGUCACUAGUCUACUCCUCCUCCCACUUCCUGCUCGUCUACUGCUAUCAGCUGCCCUCGCUUCAGGAGGCGUGGCCUCCUAACAGCACAUCUGCCAGUGUGAUGGGCCUGGUCUCGGUGGUCUCAGUGGACUGUGCUGCCCCCUGGAGUAUGCAGGUGAACACUGACCUCUACUGGUUUCACUUCUGCAGCCCGCUGAUGUUGCUGCUGCUUUACAACACUGUGGCAGCUCUGUGGAGGAACCAGCUGAUUGACGGCGAUGGGGGGCAUGGUGUUGAGAGAUCAGAGUCAGCGUUCAGUCAGAGCUGUGACAUCAUCACUGCCACCAGUAACCUUAGUGAUGAAGUCACUGGUGACAUCACAGCUGAGAGGAGGAGGGAGCUGUGGAGGAGAGCUCAUGAUCGCCCCGUGUUUAGAAACGUGUUGACGUCAUCCACCAACGACAGUCCGUCAAACUCUUUAGCUCCUCUCAGUCAAAGUGCAGCCCUGGGGUUGGAUGUUUCCUCCAUGCCUCAGUACUCUCUCAGCCAAUCAGACACGUUGGAGACUUGUGUGUUUGAAGAAGAAUGGGAGGAAGAAGAGGAGGUGAGGAGGAGGGGGGAGGAAAGUGCGGCCUCGAUGGCGUUCGGUUUCCUCCUCAAUCAGAGUUACAUCUGCGCUCUGAUCGCCAUGAUGGCGUGGUCCGUCACAUACGUGUCCUGGCUGACAUGUAUUCUGCUGCUGUGGUCCUGCGUCCUCUGGAUGAUGCGAGAGCGCCGACAAUACACGCUGAUGUCAUCUCCCUGGCUGGUUGCCUACGGAAACCUGCUGGUCAUCCUGCAGUACGUGUACAGCUUCCCCCCCAUCGAGGGAGUUCCUGGACUGUUCCCCCGAAAAGAUGAUCCCUGCAGAGAGCUCGCCUCAAAGCUGCUGUGUCUGCUGAGCUUCUGGCUGCUGCUACGUCAGGCGCUGACUGAGAAGACAGACAGGCAGAUAAAUGAACAGACAGACAACCAGCUGUCUUCCAUCACCGUCCACCUGGAGGAGGAGCAGAGGGCGGAUGAACAUCUACAGGACAAGAAGCAGGAGGAGGUGUCGUAUGAGGAGCUGCUGCUUCUGCAGGGUGGAGGAGGAGUUAGGAUGGAGGCCCUAGUUGCUGUGGUUACCAGGAUGUUUAUUAAAUACUGGAUCUACGUUUGUGGAACCAUGUUCUUCUUCGUGAGUUUUGAGGGGAAAAUGGUCCUUUACAAAGUCAUCUACAUGGUCAUGUUCCUGUGCUGCGUCGCCCUCUACCAGUUAAACUAUGAGCGUUGGCGUGCCUUGCUCAGGGGUUUCUGGGUAGCUGUGGUUGUUUACUCCAUGCUAGUUCUUAUCCUGGUCUACACCUUCCAGUUCCCCUCAUCCCCCCACCUGUGGAGUUACUACACAGGACUCAGCACACACAGGUUGGAGGAUGUUGGUUUGGAGAAGUUCUCGGUUCCCGUCCUCUUCACUAAGAUCUUCAUCCCUGCUGCGUUCCUUCUGGUGUGCAUCGUACACCUGCAUUACUUCCAUGAACCCUUCCUGCUGCUGACUGACCUGAAGACUGUGGUGGACACACACAACAGCACCAUCACCAGGUUGGUCCAUUCUGAAGGCAGCCUUUAUGACCUUUCUCUGGGUGGAUCUCCUGAACUCCUCAAGGAGGACGAGAAGAGAGGAGGAGAAAGGGGGACAGAGGAGGACAAAAAGAAGACAUGGAUAAAGGGAGAGGAAAAGGAGGAGCAGGAGAUAUACCCCUGUGUGUUUGAUGGGGAAACCCUGUCUGACCAUCUUACAGUCCUGAUCUCCUGGAGGCUGGUGGUGGAUCGUCUCUCUGUUCUGUUCCUGCACCUCCUGCUCUCCCUGCAGCACCUGCAGCACCUCCUCUGGUGGUUCUUGGAAUUACACAUCAUUAAGAUCGUUUCCUCCUAUAUCAUCUGGGUUUCUGUGAAAGAGGUGUGUGUGUUGAAUCUUCUCUUCGUGCUGUGUGUGGCAAUGGCUCUUCCCUGCAGGCGGUGGCGCCCCCUGCUGUCAGGAGUGUGUACAGUCUGGACGUGUGUGCUGACUGUCUGUAAGAUGUUGUACCAGCUCAAUGUAGUUCAGCCAAUCAGAUACUCCUCCAACUGCACCACGCCAGGUAACUCCAGCACAGACCUGUCUCACUCUGUUUUGUACUCUGGUCCAGUUGACCCCGCCCAGUGGGUGGGGCUUCGCAAGACAGAUGGAAAACUGCUUUACUACCUGAAAUAUAACCUCAUGAUGUUAGCACUGCUAGCCUUCGAGGUGACAGUUUACCGACACCAGGAGCUUUACCGUCUUCGCCAUGACCAAGUCCCGCCCUCAACAAGAACCUUGUUUCAUGACAUCACCAGGCGUCAGUUAGAUGACAGCCUGAUGAGCUGUGUUAAGUACUUCCUGAACUACUUCUUCUACAAGUUUGGACUUGAGACCUGCUUCCUGUUGGCUGUGAACGUGAUUGGUCAACGGAUGGAUCUGUUUGCUGUAUGUCAAGCUCUCGGCCUCAUCACUGUCCUAUCACAGCGCAGCAGGAAGCGCAUCAGCUCUGUGUGGCCUAAGUACUGCUACUUCCUGUCAGGACUGUUGUGUUUCCAGUACCUGGUGUGUAUUGGAUUCCCUCCGGCGACAUGUAAAGAUUAUCCUUGGAGACCUCCAUCCUCAAACUUGGACUCCAAUGUUGUGAAGUGGCUCUUCCUCCCGGAUCACCUAACACCACCAAACCCACUCUUCCUCCUCUACGACUUCAUGCUCCUCCUCGGAGCCUCCCUGCAGCUGCAGGUGUUUGAGGAGGAGCUCAAGGCGUCGGUUCAGCUCCUUGCAGGAGACAACUGUGAGCUGGAUGAAGAUGAAGGACAUGUCUGUGAUCCAAUCAGAAAGCUUCAUGUCAGUACGGUCCCUGACUUUAUGAUGUGCAGGUCUUAUCUGGACAUGAUGAAGGUGAUCAUCUUCUGUUACAUGUUUUGGUUUGUCCUCACUGUCAUCUUCAUCACUGGGACCACCAGGAUCAGUAUCUUCUGUAUGGGUUACCUGGUGGCCUGUUUCUACUUCCUGCUGGUGGGCGGAGACUUGCUGCUGAAACCAGUCAGAUCCAUCCUGUUGUACUGGGACUGUCUGAUUGGUUACAACGUGUUCGUCAUCACCAUGAAGAAUAUUCUGUCGAUCCUGGCCUGUGGUUUCAUUAAGUCGUUGGUCUUGAAUCACUGUUGGUUGAUUCAGCUCUUCUCAUUGGCCUGCACCAUCAAAGGAUACACUAAACCGGAGCAGCAGAGCAGUAAACAGUGUGAGUUGCCGAGCGACGAGGCGGGGAUCAUCUGGGACGGUGUAUGUUUCUGUUUCCUGUUACUGCAGAGACGAGUCUUCAGGAGCAACUACUUCCUGUUUGUGGUCCUGGACCUGCAACACACACAACUACUGGCCUCCAGGGGGGCAGAGCUCUUCCAGGCGUCCACAGUGAAAGCUGUCAGGGCCAGACUCGAGGAUGAGAAGACGUCCAUGGAUCUGCUGAAGAGACAGAUGGAGAGGAUUAAAUCUCGACAGCAGAAGUUCCGCAGAGGAAAAGAGAAGAUGUUGAGUUUGACCCAAGAAGGCUUCCGUACUGAUGGUCAAGAGAAGAAGAAGAAGGGACAGGGACAGAAGGAGUGGUGGAGGCCCUGGGUAAACCACGCCUCAAUGGUGAGGAGUGGGGAUUAUUACCUGUUUGAGACUGACAGUGAGGAGGAGGAGGAGGAGGAGGAGGAGAAAAAAGGGGAGGAGCCACCUGAGAAAUCAGCCUUCCAGUUUGUCUAUCACGCCUGGAUUACAGACUCCAGAACAGCUAUGAGAGCGCGCAUAAACCAAAAGAAACUGAGGAAGAAGACUUCCUGUGAACCAAGGAGCAGGAAGGAGGAGCCCCGAGGAGCUGCUGGACUCAUAGAGGUCACAGAGGAGAACGAGGAGGAGGAGCAAGAGGAGGAAGAGGAGGAACCAGACACCGUGCUGCGUCGGUUCUCCAACACGCUGAGGUUCUGUUGGGUUCUGCUGUCGGCUCUCCUGGACUCUCUGACCACCUGGCUCAGCGGUCUGUGUCAGGAACACGUCGACAUCUCAGCUGUUCUCCGCAUAGAGCGCUGCAUGCUAAUGCAGCAGGCUAAGCAGGGUCUCGUUCCCAGCAGAGACGCCAUCCACCUCUACUACCAAGAACAGAUGAUACACACCUCCACAGAGUCUGGUCUGGACUCCAUUACCCAUGAGGCUGCAGGGGAAAACUCAGCAGGAAGGGAGGCAGAGGAAGGGGAGGGAGGAGUGAGUGCUGAUACAGACAAAGAAAUGAAACCAGGAGAGAAUCCUGAAUCUGAAUCAGCAUCAGGAGGAGGUCCAAAACCAGAACUAGAGUCAGGAAUAGACGGUCCAGGUGAAACUACACCUGAAACCAAACCUGAACCUGAAUCGGAAUCAGGACCAGGACCAGGACCAGGACCAGGACCAGAACCAGAACCAGCACCAGAAACAAGAGGGGAUGACCCAGAAAAAAAAACAGCAGAGGACCCAUUGUUAGGAGUUAGAGUAGAGAGGUCAGAGAGUUCAGAGGGCAACCCACCUGUUCAAGGUGAAUGUUACCCAGAAUGCCUUGUGACUAACCGAUGGCGACCCAAACUGUGCAGGAUGGAUAGAGUCAAAUCUUCAUGGUCCUCUUCAGAAGGAGAGACGAUGAGUCGGACCCACAGCACUGAAGAUUCAGGUCAGCCACUUCCUGUUGACUCUCAGCAGACUCAAACCUUCAUCGGUAACUCCCCCCUCUCCUCCCCAACCUCCCCCUCCUUUCUCCCCCUCCCCCCAUCUUACAGUCUCAGUCUGGAGCUGCAGGAGGAGGAGCAUGGGAGGAGGAGGGGGGAGAGGUGUGACUUCCUGUCUGACUCUCGCACUCAGGAACUGACAGCCAGUGAGCUGCUGAGGAACAGGACAUUCUAUGCUGACCAUCUGGAGGUGUCAGACCGUUUCUAUGGAAACCAACACCAGCUGCUCCAGCUGGCCUACGCCCUCUACAACAUCUUGGCCGCCAGGUCAGAAACGGUGUGUUACCUCGUCAUCGUGCUGAACCACAUGGUGUCUGCCAGCUGCCUGACACUUGUUCUUCCUGUGCUCGUGUUCCUCUGGGCCACGCUGUCCGUCCCUCGGCCCAGUAAGACCUUCUGGAUGACUGCUAUCAUCUACACCGAGGUCACCAUCGUCAUCAAGUACUUCUUCCAGUUCGGUUUCUUUCCCUUCAACCAGAAACUGGAGCUGGACCGCUCCAAACCCUUCCACCCACCCAACAUCCUGGGCGUGGAGAAGAAGGAAGGCUACGUCCUGUACGACCUGCUGCAGCUGCUCACCCUCUUCUAUCACCGCGCCAUCCUCAAGUGCCACGGCCUUUGGGACCAGACUGUUUCUACGGAGCCAGACUAUCUCCAUCACCAUGACAACCAAGCCACCUCAGGCCACAGUGCAACCUCUUUUGACCCCGCCCACACGUUGCGACAGCGAGGCAGACAACGGACGCUAUCUAGCUCCGCCCAGCUGCGCUCUUCUGCAGGCAGUGUUAGCUCCAGAGCCCAGCAGCUCAGCAGGGUCCAUCUGCUGCUGGAGAAAGUCCAAGAGGUUUUUAUGAGAUCCAAGAACACCUGUGUUAGCAGGUGUUUGUCUCUCUAUCGUCCUGUUCUUCAGUUCUUUAGAGCUCUCGUCCAACCAGAAUACAGCGCUGUAACUGAUGUCUACGUCCUCAUGUUCCUGGCUGACACCGUCGACUUCAUCAUCAUCGUCUUUGGCUUCUGGGCUUUCGGGAAACACUCUGCAGCUGCUGACAUCACUUCCUCCCUCUCAGAGGACCAGGUCCCUGAAGCUUUCCUGGUGAUGGUUCUGAUCCAGUUUGGUACCAUGGUGAUAGACAGGGCUCUGUAUUUGAGGAAGACAGUUUUGGGGAAGUUGGUCUUUCAGGUGAUUUUGGUUUUUGGGAUUCACUUCUGGAUGUUUUUCAUCCUGCCGACGGUCACUGAGAGGCGUUUCAGUCAGAACCUGGUGGCUCAGCUCUGGUACUUUGUGAAGUGUGUGUACUUCGGUCUGUCGGCCUAUCAGAUUCGAUCGGGUUACCCCACACGAGUUCUGGGAAACUUCCUGACGAAGAGCUACAACUACCUGAACCUCUUCCUGUUCCAAGGGUUCCGUCUGGUUCCCUUCCUGACGGAGUUGAGGGCGGUGAUGGACUGGGUGUGGACGGACACCACCCUGUCUCUGUCCUCCUGGAUCUGUGUGGAGGACGUCUACGCCCACUGCUUCGUCUUAAAGUGCUGGAGGGAGUCCGAGAAAAGGUACCCUCAGCCCCGCGGGCAGAAGAAGAAGCGGGUGGUGAAGUACGGGAUGGGCGGGCUCAUCGUUCUGCUGCUCAUCUGUAUCGUUUGGUUCCCGCUGCUCUUCAUGUCGCUCGUCAAAUCUGUCGCUGGAGUCAUCAACCGACCGCUCGAUGUCUCUCUGACCAUCACACUGGGAGGCUUCCAGCCUAUCUUCACGAUGAGCGCUCAACAGAAUCAGCUCUGGGAUCUGACUGAGGAAGACUUCAGCUCCUUCACCGCCUCCUACAGCUACACACCUAGUGCCUUGCAGUUCCUGGAAGCAUACGGUCCUGAGGACGUGACAGUGGCAGAGCUGCAGGGCAGCAGUAACUCUCUGUGGACCAUCAGUCCACCCAGCAGGCAGUACCUGAGCCAAGUGCUGCACCUGGACCACUUCCCCCUGACCCUAUCCUGGACUGUUCAGAGGAACUUGAGUCUGGGGGCAAAGGCGGAGCUUGCAUCAGGUAAACAUGUGACCUACUUGGAUGAUCAGACUCGCCUGGAACUAAUCCAACUGCUGAAUGGAACCAGGACACUACCUGUAGUCAUACAUGAAGUCUUUCCGUGUUUCAUCCGAGCUCCCAGCGACUCCAAUGCUAAACCCAUCCAACAUCUGUAUACAGACGAACAGUACAUGGACAUCCUGCUGGACUUGGAACGCUCAACCAAUCACAGCCAAGAGAUCCAGGAGUGGUGGAUCGUCGACCAACCAUCUCCUCGUCUGAUACCUGAUGAAGGCGGGGCCUCACUGAGUGACAGGAGGGAGGCGGGGCUUCAGCUGUUUGUGUUCAGUGAUAAAGUCAGUCCUCCGAGUCUCGGCUUCCUGGCUGGAUACGGCAUCAUGGGAUUGUACGCCUCGGUGGUGUUGGUGAUCGGGAAGUUUGUCCGAGAGUUCUUCAGUGGGAUCAGUCACUCCAUCAUGUUCGAGGAGCUGCCGUGUGUCGACCGCAUCCUCAAACUCUGCACCGAUAUCUUCCUGGUGAGGGAGACAGGUGAACUGGAGUUGGAGGAGGAGCUUUACGCCAAACUGAUCUUCCUGUAUCGAUCACCUGAGACGCUGAUCAAAUGGACCCGGCGAUGACAUCAUCAAGUUUUUACCUGCUGUGACAUCAUCUGUCAGACAUUCUUUAAACAGAGAACAUUCUUCUGAUGCACAAGCGAUUAUCAUUAUAGAUGGAUAAAAAAGCACUUUCAGGCACUUAUUUUGAACGUUUCGGGUAACAGGAAAAAGAUGACAUUACCUGUAUUCUUGGUGACCAAUAGGAACACCAGGUAGGCAGAGCUUACCGUGUGAUGAACCCAGUCUGAUGUGCGGAUGUUAUUUCAUGGCAGACAGUGCUAAUGGAAAUAUAAUGUGUUAAAUCCUGGAAAACCUGGAUCUCUUAUUGCAGCUUCAUGUAAAAGUCCUUGUCAUCCUGGAACGUUCCUGAGUGUAAACGUCCUGAACACACAGACGAGCAGCCAAAGUGUUCAACCAAUCAGUGAAUGAAGUGUAAAUCAGCCCAACCACUACCAAAUCUCUAGCCAUGUGAUUGGACGCUGAUGGUGUCACUCACAGGUGUUUAGAUAUACACUGAAAUGCUACUUCCUGUAUAUUCUCAGCUUCUUCCUGCAUUAGGAGUGAUCGAUUAACAAGUGUCAGAUAGUGUUUACAUGUAAACAAAAUAAUCUCAGCUGUCUUCCUUUAUUUUAAUUAUUUUAAUUUUUCAAUGUUUACAAAACAAGUCUGUUUUUAAAGGGUUAAAUGUGCUGUGACUAGCUCUUUGUUAGCUGUGAUUAGCUGUGACUAGCUCUCUGUUAGCUUUAAUUAGCUGUGACUAGCUCUUUGUUAGCUGUGACUAGCUCUUUGUUAGCUAUGAUUAGCUGUGACUAGCUCUCUGUUAGCUAUGAUUAGCUGUGACUAGCUCUCUGUUAGCUUUAAUUAGCUGUGACUAGCUCUUUGUUAGCUGUGAUUAGCUGUGACUAGCUCUUUGUUAGCUGUGAUUAGCUGUGACUAGCUCUUUGUUAGCUUUAAUUAGCUGUGACUAGCUCUCUAUUAGCUGUAUAUAGUUAUACAUGUGUGGGGUGCUGGUGGCGCUGUGGUUAGUGCGUGCGCCCCAUGUAUGGAGGCUGUCCUCUCAAGCGGGCGACCCGCAUUCGCUUCCCGUCUGUGGCCUCUUUCCCGCAUGUCAUUCCUCUCUCUCUCUCUCCCUGAUUUCCGACUCUAUCCACUGUCCUCUCUCUCCAUUAAAGGCACAAAAAGCCCAAAAAUUAAUCUUUAAAAAAAAUAGUUAUACAUGUGUGUUAAUAGUGAUGCAUGUGUAGUGAUAGUGAUACAUGUGUAUUGAUAGUGAUACAUGUGUGUUAAUAGUGAUACAUGUGUAGUGAUAGUGAUACAUGUGUAGUGAUAGUGAUACAUGUGUAUUAAUAUUGAUACAUGUGUGCUAAUAGUGAUACAUGUGUAGUUAUAGUGAUACAUGUGUGUUAAUAGUGAUACAUGUGUGUUAAUAGUGAUACAUGUGUAGUGAUAGUGAUACAUGUGUGUUAAUAGUGAUACAUGUGUGUUAAUAGUGAUACAUGUGUAGUGAUAGUGAUACAUGUGUGUUAAUAGUGAUACAUGUGUAUUAAUAUUGAUACAUGUGUAGCGAUAGUGAUACAUGUGUGUUAAUAGUGAUACAUGUGUAUUAAUAGUGAUACAUGUGUAGUGAUACAUUGAUACAUUAAUUAAUAGUGAUACAUGUGUAGUUUUAUAGUUUAAUAAUUUUAAAGGUUUAUAAUAUUACAGGAUGCUGUAGCUUUCAUUAGGACUGAGAUAGCGCAAUGCUAGGUCUUUGUUUGCUUUACAUUAGCUCGCCAUCAGGUCUAAUUAGCACUUCAUUAUAUGUGCUGAAGCUAACUGCUAACAGUGUGAUGUGUGUUGAAUAAAAUAAGUGAGGACAUCUGUUUGAAGGGUUAGUGAUAGAAAACUGGAAUGGAUGAACAACGCUAGAAUCACGUUUUUCUUUAAAGUUAGACAAUUGAACCCUGAUUAUAUGACUGAUAAUUAACUGUGUGUGUCCUGUGAAGAUUUGAAGUAAAAAUGUGAAAAUAAAAGAAAUGUGUUCACCAGA